UCCCCUCACGCCACGCCUCCUCCUCCAACACCACGCCCCCUACCCCACGCGUUUCAUCCACGUGCCGGGGCCCCCUCCACUCUGCUCCGUUCUCGACCAUCUUCGGCCUUGGAGAGCGGUUCUGCUGCGGUGAUCAGCGUCGGACUUGGGGACGCCUCAGCCGAGGGGGCGGGUGGCCGACAGCGCGCCGUUGCCGUCGCAGCUUCACCCGGCGAUCGCAACCCGACGGACCCAACCCCGAAACGAGAUAUGGCCGACGUUGCCGAGCAGGAGCAGCUCGUGCUGCAGGAGCAUCAUCGGGAGCAGCCGCAGGAGCAGCAGCAGCAGGAGCAGCAGCAGGAGCAGCAGCAGCAGCCGCCGCAGCAGCAGCAGCAGCAGCAGGCCGACCUCACGCCCGCGUCCUUCCGGCCCGGAUCGUGGUCGGAGACCGAGACCAACGCUCUGCUGGACGCGUGGGCCGACCGCGACAUCCAGGACUCGCUGGCCCUCGCCCCGCACGAGCAGGCGUGCGUGUACGAGCGCGUGCGCGACCGCCUCGUCGCGGCGCUGCCCGGCUCCCAGCGCUCGGCGCAGGACUGUCGCCUGCGCAUCCGGAAGCUCAAGAUGGUGUACGCCAAGUCGCGCAAGGCGGUGGCACAGGCGCAGGAGCAGGGCACGGUGCGCCUCUCGCGCUCGCCCUACUACGAGAAGCUGGACAAGGUGCUGGGGCACAUGCCCAUGGCGGCCGGGGUGGUUCGCGGCGGCCGAGGAGGGAAAGGAGCGGAGAGCUCUUACGAGGAACUGGACGAGUUCGACGUGGACUUCGGCAAGGUGGGUAUCGACCGCUUCCACGAGGACUCCCACGUCGACUUCUCGUCCAGCGACAGCAUUGGCAGCUUCCUGCAGGACGCCUCGGCCAAGUCCGGCGGCUCGCUGUGGAAGCCGUGGGACGUGCGCGAGACGAGCGCCCUGCUCGACGUGUGGCUGGCGCCCGACAUGCAGGCGGCGCUGGUGGCGGAGCCGCGCGGCGCCGCCACCAGCGUGUACGGGCGCGUGCGCGACGGCCUCGUCGCGGCGCUGCCCGGCUGCCGGCGGACGCCGCACGAGUGCCGGGCGCGCAUCAAGAAGCUCAAGAUGAUGUACGCCAAGGCGCGGCGGGUCGCGGCCGGUCAGGCGCCCAAGCACAGCGCCGACCGGUUCACUCACUCGCAGCUCUUCGACAAGAUGGACCGGGUGCUGGGACGGGGCCAGCAGGGCGGGGAGGCCGAGGCGCUCGCCGUGGACGACGCCGACGACGACGAAGCGAUGGCCGCCGAGGGCUUCCUCGACUCCCCGAUGCACCAGACUUGUUCCGUGCCGCAGUCCCCGGCGACCCGUGGCGGCGGCUCCGGCGGCGGCGGCGGCGGCGGCGCUUGCUGGUCGGUGUCCGAGACCAACGCCCUGCUUGACGUGUGGGCCGAGGACGACAUCCAGGCGAUGCUGGCGUCGCCGACGGCGCGCAACAACGCGUGCGUCUACGACCUGGUGCGCGACCGCCUCGCCGCGGCCGCGCCGCCGCCGUCGCCCGACGCGCCGCCGCGCUCGGCGCAGGACUGCCGCCUGCGCAUCAAGAAGCUCAAGACGGUGUACGCCAAGUCGCGCAAGGGCGUGGCGCAGGCGCAGGAGCAGGGCACCGCGCGGGCCUCCAAGUCCCCCUACUACGAGAAGCUCGACAGGGUGCUGGGCCACCUGGCCGUCAGGGAGGCCAACGGCACGGCGGCGAGCGUCAAGCGGGCGGCGGCGGCGGCGGACGUCGGGAAGGCCGCAUCCACGCCAGCUGCCUUGCCCGCCGUGUCGGAGCGGAGGGGCGUGAAGCGCCACGGCUCCCCGGGCGACGAGGGCGAGGCGCCGGGCAAGGCGGCGCCCGAAGCCGGCGGCGGCGGCGGCGGCGGCGUUCAGGCGUCGUCGGCGGCCGCCGUGGAGGAGCUGGUGAGCACCUUCCUGCGGCUGGAGGAGCGCCGCGAGCGCCGCGAGCGCGAGCUGGAGGCGCGCCUCACGCGCCUCUACAUGCAGUGGGAGGAACGGCGGCGGCGCGAGGACCGCGCCUUCCUCGCCACGCUCGCCGCCAUGCAGGCGCAGAUGCAGGACAAGAUCGUCGGGGUCAUGGCGGCCGCGACGGGGGCGGCCCCGGCCACGACGGUGACGUCUCCUCCUCCUCCUCCUCCUCCCCCGUCGGCGGCCGCGUCGGCCCUCGCGGCUUCCCGAGCCGUUCCGACCGCCGCCGCCGCCGCCGCCGCCGCGGUGACCCCGGGCGACGCGGCGGCGGCGGCGGCGGCGGCGGCCCUGCUGGCGGCCUCUUUGGGGGCUUCCGCUGAGGUGUUCGGCCAGGAUUCCGCGGACGCCUCCUUUGAGGAUUCCGCGGAAAUGGAGACGCCAGUGCGGCCCUGAGGCCAUGGGCGCAGUUCCUUCGCCGGCAUCGGUUAGCCGCGUAGUUUUUUUUUUUUAGUUUGUGUUGUCACGUAAGUAAUGAUUGCUGGCCAAAUCUGGCUGAAUUUUGGCCCGCCCACCACACCAAUCCCCCCCACCCCCCACCCCCUCCUAGUGGGCAAUUGAGAUGUCGUUGUCCAAUCGGAACGGAUUUGACACGCAAAGCAGGCUUUUUGCGACCAAUAUCAUCCACAAUAGAGGUUUUGUUUGGGGUUGGAUCGUGUAAAUAUAAAUGUCGUCAAUUAGUAAGGGGUUUGUCACGUAAACAGAAUGUGGCAAAUUAGUUACUAGUACGGCACUAACCGCUUUGUGUGUUGGAGAGCGAAUCCACAACAUUUACAAUCCUAGUACGACGUUUCGCCAGUAAUUAUAACUAGCAUCAUCAGGCUGACAGCCAGGACAAAUCUCCAACACCGGUUAGUGCUGUACUAGUAACUAAUUGGCACGUUCUGUUUACGUGACAAACCUUAAUAAUUGGCUGUGUCGGGUGGUGGCGGGUUUGAUGACACAACAUUUAUAUUUACGAGAUCUAACCCAACAAAACCUCUGUUAUCUGUGUAGGCCGUUGGUUGGUUCGUGAAACCGUGAUUUCAACAAGCCCGUCUUUCCUUUUUCGGUUCGUCAGUUACGCGGCACAAAGUCACUUCUCGUGCCGUCGCCGCGCCAAUUCUUUCCCCCUGCGGUUAACUCGGAGCCAACGCUUUGCCGACGACGAUUUGCUGCACCAAUUCAACCCCCCCCCCCCAUCGUGCGACCGUGGCCAACUCUCGUUAGCCGAGCCCCCCGAUCGAUGCAACACGUAUGUUUAUUUUAUUUCCCACCACCGUACGUAGCCGACCGCGCUAAUCGGAGGUGGGGGGGGGGGGGAAGUACAACAAACGAAACGCAACAACAAAAAGCAGUUGUAAUGAAAGGCGUUAGUCAAUCUAGAUGAUGAUGAUGAUUUAAAAGUGCAUCAUAGCUCCCAAGUGGCUUCCUAAUAUUGGAAGGAAGAGCCAUUCCAGACGGCCGCAGAAGCGCGCGUCUGAUGGAGCCACGCGUCUGAUGGAGCCGCGCGUCUGAUGGAGCCGCGCGUCUGAUGGAGCCGCGCGUCUGAUGGAGCCGCGCGUCUGAUGGAGCCGCGCGUAUGAUGCGGUGACCACCGUUUUUAUUUUGGCGGUUAGCCACAAGCCGCCGCUGCUGCGAGGAUGACGACCCACAUUUGCGUGACGCGGGAUUUUGAUGGUUGACUGUCACGAUUUUCUCUCUCGAUUCUGGGUUCACGAUUUGGAUUCAAGAAUCAAAUAUUUGUUGUCGUCGUCGAUUAACAUUGUUCACCUCCUAGCAGCGGCGAGAUUUUGACACGAAAGUGAAAUUUCGUUCUUUUUGGGCGAAUACGACACGGAAAUCAAAAGUGCGGUCGGUUCCGUGCGUGCGCGCACACGCGCAAUGCCGAUGUCCCAACGCACGGAGCACGAGGCCGAGCUUCGAUGCGACCCGGAGCAUUGCGCGAGGGGAUUCAUUUGUUGGCGAGAUCGGCAAAAGGCGUGCGCCGGUUUCUCCUGCGGGUUUUCUCCACCGUCAAAAGGAACCUUGGAAAAAUUAUUUUAGCGGCGAUGCGGCCGCUGCGUUGUCAGUGUCGUGCGUCGAGCACGACACAGGGACACGCGCUCUGUCUCUCUCUCUCUCCGUGUCCCGCGGAUCCGUCAGUAACGCUGCGUUCGUGCGGCCUUGAAAGGAAAAAUCUGUAAUCGGUGCGACGUUCCAGGCGAUCCCCCCUGCCCCGCCCCGCCCCGCCCUUCUUUCGUAGCACGAUUAAUUCCACCCGUGCUCUCUGAUGAAGGCCCGUUGCUGGACAUGUCACCGAUGGUAUACUUUUCCUUGGAAGGCAAAAUCGGAAACGCCCUUUGUUCGUUAUUGACAAACGUGUUGAGUUAUUUUUUUUAGCAUUUUAAAAGUUUUUUGGUAAUUGUAACGUGAUUUCCCUUCGCUCCAGCCGAGUCUCCGAUCCCUCCAACCCACCCCUGUCGCCAUCCAUAGGCUACUGUUGCGAUGAACUGUACCGUUGAUGCAAGGACUAAUAAGACUUCGACUUGAGACUCCAGCUUCGGACA
Petromyzon marinus (sea lamprey) is the source of this 4538-nucleotide messenger RNA. RefSeq lists its product as uncharacterized. Lineage: Eukaryota; Metazoa; Chordata; Hyperoartia; Petromyzontiformes; Petromyzontidae. The record is from RefSeq and is a predicted model, not a curated record.